UUAUUAUUGGUAGUAGUAUUAUUAUUAGGGUAGUAAAAGUAUGCUGCUGCUGUUGUUGCUGAGCUUGUUUAAUCAGCAAUAUGCGUUGUCGUUCAACGCAGCUCAAAAUUGCAUGCUAUAGUUUUGACUUAUAAAUGGUGAUAAUGUUAAUACCUUUGUAUUCAGUGCCGAUCUGCGCAAUGCGUUCUUGCACGGAUACUAGCUCAUAGAGUAACGUCGCAGUUGCAGCCUGUAUUUCAAAAGAACACUUGGAAUGAUCAUCGUGUCAUAUGCAGCUGGCUGCACCGACAGUACACACUCAUAUCAAGGCCCUUUAACCGCGUGGACCAGCGUGCUUACCCACAGCACAUGCCGUUAGGUCUUUGCCCCGCCAUAAUCGAUUAUAAAUUACAGUAGGCUAUAUCAGAUUUAUAUAAUGCGGGCUGGUUUUUUUUUUGUCAUUGUUAGUUGCUUACUGAAGUGAACUGGGUUGCUUACUGCAUUGCUUACUGAUGUGAAAUGGUGGAAAAACUGUAUAAGGUACAUAAUACAUGGUCGUGUGCCUGUAAAAUAAUGUUCAAUUGUGACUUUAGCAGAAGUGUAUGUGAGACCGACCGCUAAUGUCUUUGUAGGCUGCUCUACACCGAACAAGUUUUGCGGCGAAUUUUGAAAAUGACGCAACGGAUGACUGUAGCCAAUCGGAGCUGAGAACAAGGAUCUAUAUUUACAUGAUCUUCCCUUUUUAGGAUAAAUCCCCGCCCUCGUCAAGUCCAUGCUGGUCCCCCCAGAGAGUACGAGAGGCUCCGAACCCGAGAGAAGGUGCGCUCCGCUGGGACGGAGGAGGCAUAAAGAGACGGGGAGGGAGGGAAUGAGAUUUCUUGCUACCCAAUCCCCCUUUUCCCCAGGGAGAGCCAGCCUUCCCUGGUCCAUCCCUCCCUCUUGUUUGGUAAUCAUUUCAUUUUACUCCUUUUUGAAGCAGUCGUCCGUUUUAUCCCACUUUUCAUUCCACAGUCCCGUGCGCGUAUGUUCGCCUUCUGAGCAAGUUCGGUAUCUAUCCUCCUUCUCCCCACGAAGAGAAGGUUUUCUUGAUCCCGGCUGAUCGUUUUCCUUUGAGAUGCUUUACAGCUCUAGCGCUUGUCUUCUCUCCACCCUCUUUUAACUAGAGACCGGUUAAUCUUGAGUGAACCGAACUUGGUUUGGAAUCUAAAAUAAAGAAGAACACCCCGAGGGAUACGGCGCACGUCUUUGGAUAAGGACCGCUAUCGCUUUCCCUUGUUGCACUUCGGGGAAGGUUUUUUUCCCCCCUUUCAGUUGGUUUUUGUUAAUCCGGGUGGCCUUGUUCCGAGAGUGCAGGAGGAUUAUUCCACGCGAUCUGGUGCUGAGAGACAUCCCCACAAGGCUAUUUUCAUGUUUUCCAUCCAGGACGGUCUCCCACGGGGAGCGUUGACCAUGAAAGAAGAGCCCCUCACGAGCGGCAUGACGCCGGUCCGCUCGUGGAUGCAGAGCGCGGGGAUACUAGAUGCCAACACAGCAGCGCAAAGCGGGGUGGGUUUGGCUCGAGCACACUACGAGAAGCAGCCUCCGUCCAACCUGCGCAAGUCCAACUUCUUCCACUUCGUGCUGGCUCUGUACGACCGACAGGGCCAGCCUGUGGAGAUCGAGAGGACCUCCUACGUGGACUUCGUGGAGAAGGACAAAGAAUACAACGGAGAAAAGACCAACAAUGGAAUCCACUACAGGUUACAGCUCCUCUACAGUAACGGAAUCCGGACAGAGCAGGACCUGUAUGUCCGUUUGAUAGACUCCAUGACCAAACAGCCAAUCAUUUACGAGGGACAGGACAAAAACCCAGAGAUGUGCCGUGUUCUCCUCACCCACGAGAUAAUGUGCAGUCGGUGUUGUGACAAAAAGAGUUGCGGGAACCGAAAUGAGACGCCUUCGGAUCCGGUCAUCAUCGACAGAUUCUUCUUGAAGUUCUUCCUCAAGUGCAACCAGAACUGUCUGAAGAACGCGGGGAACCCCAGGGACAUGAGGCGCUUUCAGGUGGUGAUCUCCACCACGGUGAAUGUGGACGGUCACGUCCUAGCCGUGUCGGACAACAUGUUCGUCCACAACAACUCCAAACAUGGCAGACGGGCACGCCGCCUGGAUCCCUCCGAAGCAGCCACUCCCUGCAUUAAGGCCAUAAGUCCAAGUGAAGGCUGGACAACAGGAGGCGCCACUGUCAUCAUCAUUGGAGACAACUUCUUCGAUGGGCUACAGGUUGUCUUUGGCACCAUGCUCGUCUGGAGCGAGCUCAUCACACCCCACGCCAUCCGCGUACAGACACCCCCGCGACACAUCCCCGGGGUCGUGGAGGUCACCCUUUCCUACAAGUCCAAACAGUUCUGCAAGGGAGCCCCGGGACGCUUCGUCUACACAGCUCUGAACGAACCCACCAUCGACUACGGCUUUCAGAGGCUACAGAAGGUCAUUCCCCGUCACCCCGGCGACCCUGAGCGGUUACCCAAGGAGGUUCUGUUGAAGAGGGCGGCAGACCUAGUUGAAGCUCUUUAUGGAAUGCCUCAUAAUAAUCAGGAGAUCAUUCUGAAGAGGGCGGCUGACCUGACAGAGGCCCUGUACAACGUUCCCCGCAGUCAUAACCAGCUGCCCUCGCUCACUGGCUCAGGCGCCCACUCCGCCAUGAUGGGCGUCAACUCCUUCAGCAGUCAGCUCGCCGUCAACAUCUCAGAAGCCUCGCAGGGCGACCAGGGUUACUCCCGUAACUCCAACAGCGUCUCGCCCCGCGGCUACGUGCCCAGCUCCACACCCCAGCAGUCCAACUACAACACCAUCACCUCCACCAUGAACGGGUACGGCGCUGCGAGCAUGACCAACCUCGGUGUACCCGGCUCUCCAAGUUUCCUCAAUGGCACCACUGCCAACUCCCCCUAUGCCAUCAAACAGAAGAGCGCCUUCGCCCCCGUCGUCCGGCCACAGACCUCCCCGCCCCCCACCUGCACCAGCACCAAUGGGAGCAGCCUACAGGCCAUGGCUGGUCUCAUCGUGCCGCCCAUGUGAAGUGAGCAAGCAAGAGCUCGUGCUCCCGGAGCUUCACUGAGCCCGAGACGAACUCGCCAGCUCCAGAAUUCUGCCUGACAGCCACUUAGCAAGCACCAUCCUCAUCGUCACUGUCCUAUGGAAGAGCUCCCCCCCCACAAGAGAAUCUUUCAGACCUGGAUCAACUGGACAAAGUACAAAAAAAAAAGGAAUAUAAGAGAAAAAAACACUAGGCCCCAUGCCCUGAAAUGUCCGUAGGCCAUGUUUAUGUUGGUUCCAGACCAUUUUAGUUGUCGUUCUCCUGAGCGUUCCGGAAGGAAGCGCUCGGCAGCCGUUCAUGGAGGCGGCUAGAAUCUCUCGCGACGUGGCGUUCUGAGAUGAUCCCGGCGAGCUCUCCGAACAGAGGUGCGGUACUGUGCAGCGGCUCCUGGCUGCAUCCCUCUGCUUGGCUUUGGAGGGGUUUUUGUUUGUGUGUUUGUUUGUUUGUUUGUUUGUUUGUUUGUUUACUUGCAUGGAGUUGUCUUUGGAUGGGCUCCUGUUUCCUCUUUUGGUUUCAGUUCCUUCAAGUUUGCUCAUUUCCACUGGACAAAAAAGCGUUUAAUGAUGGAGUAAGCCAAGCAGAGGUGGGAACAACGUUAUGCAUCAGACGUGGAUCAAAGUGCGAUUGUUUUAACGUUAUAGCAUUAUUCAAUAAAACGUAAUAUUUUCAAGGGUUUAUUUUCACAAAGGCAAAAUGGGUACUAAUUUACAAUAAGUCUCCCCUUGUUAAGGGUUUAUGAAUAGUUUAAAAUAGUUUUAAAGUUUAUUAAUGGAUAUUUAUGUCAUAGACACAAAAAUGUUUUUUUAGCGGUUAUAACAUGUAAAUAAAAAGGUGACUGUUGCCACUUAGUUAUGCGUUAUAGCUGUUAAAGAUUUUUUAUUAAUGAUUUUUGAUUACUGAUAUUUAGGUGUUUAUGCUAAUUUUAUGCAAAUUUUAAACCACUUAUAAGCCAUUCACAGGCUGUGUCUUACUGUAAAGUAGUACCAAAAAUUGCAUUAAUUUUUAUCAUUAAAUCUGAAUAAGUAGAGACUGGAUUUCUAACUAGCAGAAAAUGCACAAUUACAAACUGUCCACAACAGAAAGGAAAAAAUGUCGUCAGGCUAAUGUGCAGAUUUAAAGGAUCAACAUAAUUUAGGGUGUCAAUCAGUUUUAAGCUUGUACUGUUUCCGUAGGUACAGUAUAGUUACAGGUUUGUGGAUUGGUAGAAUUAAACCAGGAAUGCUUUCUGCAGUUUUAAUCACAUUUAGGUACCAGACUUAUUGUUGAACAACUUCUUGUGAUUUUUUUUUUUUUUUUUGUAUGUAUUUAUAAAAGUAUGUUUUGGGAUUUCUUUUGUGAUUUAGGCCUGAAUAAUAAUAUCAAAUAUCUAUGGAAACACAUUUGAUGUCUUAAUACCUUUUAGAUAUUGUAAAAAGAGUGAAAAGUGAAAUAACACUUUUUUGUAAAAACAAAAACAAGAAAGUCUGGACAUGCCAUGUCCCCUGUUUUUUAAAAACAGGACGUAACGCUCCACCACUUUUGUAAAGAAAAAAAAAAAGGCUUUUUCAAUUGUAUAUUUAACGUCUUCUUUUUGUAAACAGCAUUUGUGUUUUUCUUGUUCUUCCUCUUGUCCUGUGAGUUCUUGUGAAAUGUGUAUGAUCAUAGCUAUUUCUUACUGCACUGUUUUCAUUGGGCCACUUACAAGAGCAAUGUAUCUUAGCAACCAUAAAAAAAAGAAAAAAAACAGAAAAAAAGAACUUCUACAAAUAUGCACCAGUAUGUUCUCAGACAUUGUUUUGGAUUGAAUUAUUCUUUGCUCCGGUCAUAGCUGAAAUGACUAAUUGUUCAUCAUGUGAUUUUGUUGAUAUUUCUGAAAUCUUUCCAUGAUAAUUCUCCAUCCUUGAAUGGUUACUUCAGACUAAACGGUAUGCUGUCUCAGCCGGGUCUGGUUUGAUGCAGAUGAAAAUACUGUGUUACAAUUUCCUGUAUGGAUAAUACCAUGAAAAGACCAAACUGGUCCAAAAAACCUUUAACUGGCGCCCCACACAUGAACUCAGUCACUAGACGGAACCAUUCAUUGAUGUUACUGUUGUUGGUGGUAUUGUUAUCGUUGUUACACACAGCCUGUAUCAUUUACUUAUGCAAAAUGUAUUUACUGUAAUGCAAGCAGCUUGCUAUCCACAUUAUGGUGGAUUAGUUGUGUAACUAAAUAAAAGAACAACAUAUAA
Electrophorus electricus (electric eel) is the source of this 5265-nucleotide messenger RNA. Its product is annotated as transcription factor COE3. Gene Ontology annotation, biological process: regulation of DNA-templated transcription. Lineage: Eukaryota; Metazoa; Chordata; Actinopteri; Gymnotiformes; Gymnotidae. The record is from RefSeq and is a predicted model, not a curated record. Gene Ontology annotation, molecular function: DNA binding; DNA-binding transcription factor activity.